AUGGCAAUGCCUGCUUCAAUUGGCUACAUCGAUGCCAAAGCAAGAGUGAUUCGUGUAAUUUCUCGAACUACAACUUUCGUCAAGGCUUCAAUUGAUUUCAAUAAUGACAAAACAAAUGCCGGUAAGCGUGCCAAGAUACGACAAAUGCUGAGCGAACUUGUGGAUAUUCGUCAACAUGUUGAAGAUGACAUACAAAUCAUGGAAUCAGCUGUUGGUCAAAAGACGGCUCCAAUUGACGUUACCGACAAUCAAUGCAGUAGUAAACUGAUUGAAUCUUUUGACACCAUGUACUAUGAACUCGCCGCUUUCGCUGAUGUCCAUUCACUUUCAUUGAGCUCUACACCGUCUAAUACUUCCGCUUUGAAUCAAUCUUCUGGUCUCAACAAUAUGUCAAUGUUCCAACUGCCCAAACGCAAAUUUCCAACCUUUUCUGGCAAUAUAGUUGAAUGGCAAGGAUUCGAAGACCUAUUUCAAUCCAUUCUAUCUCACGCUCCUGAAUUACCAGACGUAGAGAGAUUCGAAUAUUUGAAAACGUCUCUAGAGGGAGAAGCACUUUCUUUAGUUUCACACCUUACAAUCACGUCAGGAAAUUACCACAGUGCCUGGAAUAUCUUGCGUUCGAGAUACGGAAAUAAACGAGACUUGGCCAGGACUCAUUUGGAAGCACUUCUAAAACCUCAUACCGUGAAGUGGGAUGAUGCUUCUUCAAUAAAGAAGUCAAUCAACACUAUCCUAGAACAUACCUCAGCAUUGGAUAAUCUUGAAUUUGUCACCCGUCAAUGGAGUCCAAUAUUAGUACAUAUUUUUGAAAAUCAUCUCGACUUUGAACUUCGUGCUCGUUGGGAACACAUUGUUGGUGAUAAACACAAUCCACAGGUUAGUGAGUUUGUCGAUUUUUUGCGUAGCCACGUCCGCUCUGCAGAAGUCCUUCCACAAAGUUCUGCCAAUCCGUCAAAAAAGCAAUCCAUUCCGACUUCUCAAGCUCAACCAAGUCAUUCCAAGCCACGUUAUGGAUCACAUCAAAAGGUUUUGUCUGCUACGGCAAGUCAAUCUGCCCCAAUAAGCUGUCCAUUGUGUAAAAAAUCGCAUUCAAUUCGAAAGUGUCCAUUGUUUAGUGACCAAGUCCCAAACGAGCGAUUUAAAUUGGCAAAAUUACACCACCUUUGUAUUAACUGUCUUGGACCUGGGCACUCGUCUAUCACAUGUCCAUCAAAGUAUAAAUGCCAAACUUGCCAGAAGUCGCAUCAUACUUUAUUACAUUUUGGUGCUAUCUCUGUCGUGCAAUCAAAACUACUUCCGUCAACCUCAGAUCGUCAAGAAAAUAAUUCAAAUGUUACCUCAAUGAUUGUUAGAGGUCAACCAAAAACAACAGUACUUCUUUCUACUGUACGUUUGGACGUUCUGGCCUUGGAUGGCUCUCGUCAGUCACUUCGUGCUCUGAUAGAUAGUGGUUCUCAGGCUAGCUUUAUAACAGAAAAAUCCGUUUGUUCACUAAAGCUUCGUCGAAGUCACUCAUCUACUAUUAUAUCUACAUUUAAUAGCAACACAAGCGCUCCAGUUCGUGGCAAAUCCACAAUCGUCAUCUCUCCUAGUGGUCGUUCAACUCCAUCGGUUCAUGUUGAAGCACUGAUUGUCCCAACAAUUACUGAAUGUACACCUCAGCAACAAAUAGUUCCAGGGAAAUGGUCACACAUUGCAAAUCUGCCGCUAGCUGAUCCGUCGUAUCACACUCCAGGAGAAGUUGACAUUCUGCUCGGUGCCGAUAUCUUGCCUUCACUGUUGCUUGACGGAAAAAUUUCUGGAGAGUGUGGCGAACCUAUGGCCAUUGAAACAUUGUUUGGUUGGAUCCUAUUGGGACCUGUCCAUUCCCAUGAUCAAACCAAUUCAAUCACCUUAUGCUUAUGUACCUCUGAACCACUUGACAACACUUUGAAAGCAUUUUGGGAGCUUGAAGAACUACCGUCUGUCCAUCAUUUGAGUUCUGAUGAUAUCAAGGCCGAAACCUUUUAUAACACCACAACUACUCGGCUCGCAUCUGGACGAUUUAUGGUAAGGCUUCCGUUUCGACAGCCUUCUCCUUUACUUGGUGACUCAAAAACAUUCGCUCUGCAACGUUUCAAGGCUCUAGAACAACGAUUAGAUAAAAAUCCAGAUCUUCGUCAACAAUAUAUUGAUUUUAUGCAGGAUUACUUAUCUACCGGACACAUGGAAUUAAUCCCUCCAUCAACCUUUGAUACACCGCACAAAUACUACAUACCUCAUCACUGCGUAUUGAGGCCCGACAGUAAGACGACAAAACUCCGUGUUGUGUUCAAUGCUUCAGCUAAAACAACCGCGGGUACCUCACUCAAUGAGAGCAUGUACACUGGGCCGAAGCUCCAGCCCGAUAUCCAAAUUGUAUUGUUACGAGCACGUCUAUGGAAAUAUUUGUUUGUCACCGAUAUCAAACAAAUGUAUCGGCUAAUACUCGUCCAUCCUGAUGAUAGAGAUUAUCAACGUAUACUAUGGCGAUUUUCACCUACUUCUAAAAUUGACGAAUAUAGGCUCUGCACCGUGACAUAUGGUACUUCAGCAGCUCCAUAUCAAGCGUUACGCACAAUUCGUGAGUUGGCCAUGGUUGAUGGCGCUCAGUCGACCCGUGCUGCUGCAAUUCUGCUCAAUGAUACCUUUGUUGAUGAUGUCCUCACUGGAGCUAAUUCUGUACAAGAAGCUCUCGAAUGUCAACAGGAACUCAUUCAGCUAUGUUCACGGGCAAAAUUCGAACUCCGCAAGUGGGCAAGUAACUGCAGGGAAAUUUUAUAUGCCGUUCCUGAGGAUACUCAUGUGAUGUCUCCGUUAAUGCUUUUUGACGCUAGUGAAGACCCCGCCUUGAAGCUCCUUGGUCUUAACUGGGAUCCAUCAUCUGACACGUUUUCAUUCAAAAUCCAUUCCAUGACAAAAAAUCCAACAAAACGCUCGAUACUUUCAGACAUAGCACGAAUAUUUGACCCACUAGGAAUUCUGUCACCAAUCACGUUGUUCUCAAAACAUCUGAUGCAGCGACUCUGGACUGAUGGUGUUGGCUGGGAUGAUCCUGUCUCUAUUGAAAUCGCACAGCUCUGGUCUCGAUAUCAUUCUGAACUUCAUCUAAUCGCAGAUCUCUCGGUUCGUCGCCGAUUAACUUAUGACCAAGCCUGUUCUGUACAACUCCACGCAUUUUCGGAUAGUUCAGAAAAGGGUUAUGCUGCUGCUGUCUACUUGAGAGUUGAGACACCAACAUCAGUGUAUUGCCAUCUGGUUGCUGGAAAAUCUAAAGUAGCUCCUUUGAAACGAUGUACGAUUCCAAGACUCGAAUUAUGUGGAGCCGUUUUGGCUGCCAGAUUACUAAAUUUCGUCGUCAACACCUACGCUGGUCGUCUCAAAAUUGAUGAACAACACGCAUGGACAGAUUCGACAACUGCACUGCCAAAUUCAGGAAUUGACGUCACCAUCUAUUUGGCGUUAUGUUCCCACACAAUAAACCCAGUCGAUUGCGCUUCACGUUGGUUGUUUCCAUCCGAACUUGUCAAUCAUCCACUCUGGUGGUCUGGUCCACCGUAUCUGCAAGAAGCUGACCAUCAAUGGCUUUCAUCACUUAUGACUCAAACAUCAGAUAUAGAUACAUCGCCAACAUUUGAAUUUCGGAAGUCCAAUGUACUACAUGUCAUCAUAAAAUCAUCAAUUAGUGACUUACUAGCACGGUACUCGACAUUAGACAAGAUUCUUCGUAUCUUGGCAUAUGUACUACGAUCGAGAAAGUUACGGUCUUCAGGUCUAAAUAGCUUCACCGUAAAUGCUGGAGAACUCAUGCAUGAUUUGUCUGCAUUGAUAUAUUUCACGCAGCGCACCGUCUACCAUAAUUUUAUUCAAAGAUUGACCAAAGGAUUACACAUCAUAUCCAAGAACCUGCGUCGCUUGGAUUUGUUUAUUGAUCCAUCCGGUCUUGUCAGAGUGGGCGGUCGACUCACGAAUGCCAAUCUACCUUAUGCCCACAAACAUCCAGUUCUUUUGCCUUCGUCUCAUCCAUUAACAAACCUUCUCAUCGACCAUCAUCAUGUCCGGUUGUGCCAUCCAGGGGCUCACACUCUGCAGACACAUCUACAACAGGACUACUGGAUUCAAUCCGCACGUCGCGUUAUUCGAUCUCGACUCAGGUUAUGCAUUCCCUGUUUCAAAACUCGGCCUAAGUCCGUUGAACCAAAAAUGGCGGCUUUACCCAAACAUCGAGUUCAGCAAAUCAAACCAUUUGCCAUUACAGGAGUGGAUUACGCCGGUCCUAUUGUCAUAAAACAAUCAAGAGGUCGAACAUCUGCUUCAAGGUCAACUUAUAUUUGUUUGUUUGUAUGUCUAGCCACCAAAGCCUUGCACCUGGAACUCAGUUCUGAUUUGACCACUGAAACCUUUCUGCUAGCUUUCACUCGUUUCAUAGCACGACGUGGCCCUGUUUAUGAAAUGCAUAGUGACUGUGGCACACAUUUUGUCAGUGCAGCACGACUACUAACUCCUUUGAACACAUUCAUUAAAUCAGCUUCUUUUCAAGAUAAAGUACAUCAGCAGCUAGUAAAUAACGGUAUUCAUUGGCAUUUCAAUCCACCUUCCUCGCCACAUUUUGGCGGUCUGUGGGAAGCAGGCGUCAAAUCAACCAAAUCAUUAAUUCUUCGGUCAAUUGGCAUCCAUAGAUUAACCAGUGAAGAAUUAAUGACGUUACUCACCCUAGUUGAGGCUACUUUAAACUCUAGGCCAUUGAGUGCUUUGAGUAAUGACCCCUUUGAUCUCUCCGCUUUAACACCAAGUCAUUUUUUGAUUCUUGAGCCUUCAACCAAUUUACCCGAACCCAACUUAGAGACGAUCUCACUGUCCAAAUUGCAGAGAUGGCGUCUCAUCAAUGACCUAGAUCGCUCUUUCUGGACAAGAUGGAGAAACGAUUAUCUAUCUAGCUUACAAAUCCGCAGCAAAUAG
Molecule: messenger RNA, 4977 nt
Organism: Melanaphis sacchari
Lineage: Eukaryota; Metazoa; Arthropoda; Insecta; Hemiptera; Aphididae
Exons: 2
Coding region: 1-4977 (1658 amino acids)
Biological process (GO): DNA integration
Molecular function (GO): nucleic acid binding
Source: RefSeq, a predicted model, not a curated record